This is a messenger RNA of Lotus japonicus, 994 nucleotides long. RefSeq names its product putative F-box protein At1g67623. Gene Ontology annotation, molecular function: protein binding. Lineage: Eukaryota; Viridiplantae; Streptophyta; Magnoliopsida; Fabales; Fabaceae. The record is from RefSeq and is a predicted model, not a curated record. The transcript has a single exon. Bases 55 to 843 code for a protein of 262 amino acids.
GGCAAACUCUAUCUAUAAAACCAUAAAAAAUUGAUAACAUGCAAUCUUUAACCAAUGGCUGAUUUAAGAGUGAAGCAUGGAAGCAACAAGAAACAGAGCAAAAAACAGAGGAAACAGAGGAAUAAUGAGUGUCCAAGCAUCAUAAGAGCUCUUCCAAACGAGUUGCUGGUGGAGAUUCUUGGGAAGGUUGCAUCUACCUCCAUGUUUGACCUCUGCAAGGUGAAACUAAGCUGCAAGGAGCUUCUCCAUGUUGCAGAGGAUGAUCAUGUGUAUCACCAUGCGUCCAUGGAGAAGUUUGCGAUGGUUCCCCUGCCAUGGUUCACCGGUGAGAGAGAAUCAUCGUUCUUGAAACGUUGCAAGGAGAGUGGUAACUCGGAGAUUCAGUACCGUGAGGGAAUGGUUCAGUAUUUCAGCUCCUUGAGGGUGAGAACAGGGCUUGAGAAUUUGAAAAAAGCAGCGUUGGAGGGUCAUGGUGAAGCUAAAUAUGUAUAUGCUAUGCUUUUGAUGUGUUGUGAGAAUGAAGAUGAGAGGAAAGAAGGUUUUGAUCUCUUUCGGGACUUGAAAAGGAAAAUGGCAUCAUCGUGUGGUAUUGGAAGAUGCAGGAAGAGGGUGCGUUCGUUUAUUCGGAGUAUGUGGGUGAAUAAUCCUGUGGUUCGAAACAGGAGAUUGUCUCUGUGCUGUUCCAGCAUGUGUGAUAGCAGUGAGAGGAUGCAGAGAGUUGCAAGGAGAAGAUGGUCAUGGUUGGUUGAGGAUGAAGAUGAUGAUGAUUGUGUUGGAAUUUCGUGUGAAUAUUGCGAUGGAGAUUAUGAACUAAGUUUGUUUUGUAAAAUGUUUGAAGUCUAGUUAAGCAUCAGAAUAGGAAAACAUGUUCAAAUGCAAAUUUUCUUUUUCUUACAUUUCAGAUUCAAUAUUCCCUUGUAAUUGUAUAGUCUCCAGAUGUGAUUGUAUGAACUCCAUGUGAUUGAUUGAAUGAACUCAGAAAAUGUUAGUAAAA